Messenger RNA from Lathyrus oleraceus (garden pea), 801 nucleotides. RefSeq lists its product as uncharacterized. NCBI's taxonomy places the organism in Eukaryota, Viridiplantae, Streptophyta, Magnoliopsida, Fabales, Fabaceae. Bases 1 to 801 code for a protein of 266 amino acids. The transcript has 5 exons. The record is from RefSeq and is a predicted model, not a curated record.
AUGCUUUUGGCUUCUCUCUACUUUUGGGAUAGUACUUACAACACCUUUCACCUUCCUUGUGGUAUGGUUACGCCUACCCUUUUCGACGCAGCAGCCAUUGUUGGUCUUCACCCCAAUGCCGUGAAGAUCCCUGCUAAGAAAGCUGCUGUCGAAGCGUCCCCCAGUACUGCUAAGAAGCCUUCGACAAAAGUAAGUCGAAAACCCUCAACAAUCCAAAAGAAGAAGAGUGAAGAGGAGAGAAAAGAGGAUAAAGUCCCUAGUGAAGAGUCUGGUGAUGAAUCUCCAGAGUUAGUCCCUCCUCCUCAGAAGAAAAAGAAACUCACGAAGGUUUCUUCCCAAAGGUCCAUCGUCAACCCAAUCAGGAAGGAUUCUGCCAGUACUUCUCCUGCCAAGCCUCAGUCGAAAGAUACGGGGAGUGGGAAAUCCGGUUUUAACACUGAAAUUCCUGAGGAACAAGUGGCUGUCGAAGGAACGUCUGAGAAAAUUUUGGAGGAAACAGCGCCAGAGGAAGAUAUCCCCGCAAGUGACCAUGACAUGCAAACCGUAGAAGAAUUUGACACUACAGUGGGUGAAGCUUCUGAAGAUGAAUCUCCUCCUCAUCCAGGAUUACAUGUUGCACCUCAGGGUGAUGAUAUUGAAAUGGAGGUUGUCGUCGAAGAUGAUCCUGAAGAUGGAGCUGCCAGAGAUGGGGACAACCAGUCGAAACGAACAGAGGUUGAGCCUACUUCGACGCGAAACACUCCUCCUGCUCCUGACCGGGCCCAAGGGAGUGGCAAAUCAACUGUUGAUGACUCUCAUUGA